This is a messenger RNA of Malus domestica (apple), 1245 nucleotides long. The record is from RefSeq and is a predicted model, not a curated record. Lineage: Eukaryota; Viridiplantae; Streptophyta; Magnoliopsida; Rosales; Rosaceae.
GAUAUAUGACUCCGCAUCAACGCUAAAUUCUGUGGAUGGAGUGAUGGAGAAUGAGACUACUGAAAUGAGCACUUCAGGGUGUGGUUCUCUAAUUCUGGGAAUGGGAGCAUUGUCCCGAUUGAUUGGAGACCCCAAAUAUGAAUCGGCAGCUUUAUGUGCUCUUCGUGAAUUAUGGGGCAUGUGCAGUUCGUUGAAUUUACUCGGUACAACGCUGGAUAUAUCAACUGGUGAAUGGAUUGUGUAUUCUUCCGGAAUUGGAGCUGGGGAUGACUAUCUAUUUAAGGGCCACAUCCUUGUUGGAAAUGAGUUCUGGAGGAUGUUUCAUUCUGCUGUGCAGAAAUAUUUCAGACAUGGUCCAUGGAAAAGCAACGUAUUGGCAGCUUACAAGCCUUCAGGCAUUUUGGACCAUCAACGUUGCAUCCCACAGAAAAGUAUUAUCCUCUGCGCCCUGAAUUGGCGGAAUCAACUUUCGACUUGUAUCAAGCAACUAAAUGUUUGAUAAUUUUCUUAUUAGUUAUCUUCAUUUCCACAUGGACCUAAAAGUUCAGGUCCAUGGUAUAUUGAAGUGGGGGAGUCAAUUCUAAAUUCUCUGAACCUAUACACCAAAGUGGAACGAGGUUUUGCUAACAUCAGAGAUGUCACAACUACGCAGUUGGAAGACCAUCAGCAUAGUUUCUUCCUUGCUGAGACACCGGAAAGCAAGCGCGAUGUGUGUGCAAGUAUGUCCUCCUACAACAAUGAAUUCGUGGGAAUGUGGCGGAGAACAAGUUGAGAGUGCUUGCCACGUCCCAGAUGAUUGUAGUGACCACAGAUGUUUAACAGACGAUGAAUGUGGAAUUUACUCAACUAAUUGUAGACGAAGAUGGUGUGGCCUGGCCGGCUACUGCGGGCUGUGGUUGUUCAUAUGACUUCCACGGAAGACCAGAGUUGUUUCUGCAGACAAAAAAUAAAUGUAAUUUCUGUAACUGGAGAAAUCAGGGUAUAGGAAUAUACAUACACAUCUGCGUGAUACAUUAUGAGAGAGAGAGAGAGAGAGAGAGAGAGAGAGAGAGAGAGAGUUUAGGAAGUGAAUAGCAGAUUAUGCAAUAUCAAUUUAUCCUUUAGAUUCUUACAGAAAUGUAGACUUGUGAAGUUUGAGUGGCUGAUAUAGUGAUUGUGCAGUUUACUAUUGCAUACGAACAUAAAACGUUGAAUACAUUUUCCCACCAUUGUCUUAAGCAAAUUUUAGAUUCAUAUUGAGAUCCA